Molecule: messenger RNA, 1807 nt
Organism: Harpia harpyja (harpy eagle)
Lineage: Eukaryota; Metazoa; Chordata; Aves; Accipitriformes; Accipitridae
Product: octopamine receptor-like
Exons: 6
Coding region: 364-1524 (386 amino acids)
Biological process (GO): adenylate cyclase-activating adrenergic receptor signaling pathway
Cellular component (GO): membrane
Molecular function (GO): neuropeptide Y receptor activity
Source: RefSeq, a predicted model, not a curated record
CCAUCAGCCUCGCACAGCCGGACUGGGAGCAGCUCCAUGGGAUGGGAUCUGGGAGCCCUGCGAGCUGGCCUCAGUCCCUUGGACCCUGCUGCUGGGAAAAGCACCGUGCAGCCAGCUCAGCGGUACUGCCGAGCUGCUCCAAGCUGGCUGGCUGCGUUCAACGGUCAGUUUUGAAGGUUUUGUCUUUGUGUUCCCAUUAGACACAUCAGUGCAUUCUGAACUGCCGGAAUUUUUGCAGCACAUCAUUCCCACCUUCCCAGGAGUGUUUCUAAUUGCCGUGAAGGACUUCAGCCAGUACUGCAUAUUUAUCCUCACCCUCAGGAUUUCGGACACUUCUAACAGACUGAUAACCAUGGGACAGUGAUGGCACAGACACAGCAGGAUUUUAACGGUGGGAAGAUGCUGAUGGACAAAAAUGAAUCUUGGUUCUCUAAUUUCUCCUCUGCUGACUCCUCCUUUGUGAAAGGAGGUGGCAGCUGGGCAGGGAUCAGCCUCCAUGAGGUGGUCAUUGGGCUGAUACUAACCCUCAUUGACUUGAUCACGCUCCUGGGAAAUACAGUAGUCUUCAUCUGCCCGGUGGUGGAAAAGAGGCUGCGCACCGUCACCUAUAUGUUUAUCAUGUCCUUAGCCAUGGCAGACUUCCUUGUAGCCUGUCUGGUCAUGCCCUUUAGUAUCAUUUACGAGGUGACGGGGAUGUGGUUGUUCGGGAAGCUGUUCUGCAAAGUCUGGAUCUCUUUUGACGUCAUGUUCUGCACCGCAUCCAUUGUCACGUUGUGCUUCAUUAGCCUGGACAGAUACUGCUCCGUGGUGACCCCGAACCACUAUUCAAGAAGGAUGUCCCGUGGCAGAUGCAUCGUGAUGACCUGCAUGGUCUGGGUAUAUUCCUCCCUCAUUUCCUUCCUUCCCGUCAUGCAAGGCUGGAACGAGAUCCCCGGGGUGGACUUUGAUGCAGGCAGAGAAUGCAUCUUUGUCACCAACUGGAUUUUUGCCAUUGUGGCUUCUGCUCUGGCCUUUUUUGUCCCCUUCAUGGUCAUGUGCAGCAUGUAUUUCUUCAUCUACCGAGCUUCGCGGCUCAAGGCCACUCGUAUCAUGUCUCAGACCCUGGAGAUUCACUACCACCCCAACAGCAAGCGGCAGAACCAUCUGCAGCUGGAGAACAAGGCCACGCGGACCAUUAGCAUUAUCAUUUCAGUCUUUGUGCUGUGCUGGCUGCCCUACUUUGUCCUGAAUGUCUGGCUCGCUGCCAGAGGCACCGACUCCACCAGCACGGUCCUGGUUGACACCUUCAAGAUCAUCACUUGGUUAGGGUAUUGCAACUCCACCAUCAACCCAAUGCUCUACGCUUUCCUGAACCGGGACUUCCAACGGGCCCUGAAGAAGCUGCUCAUUUGCAGGCACAGGUCUCAGGUGGACAUCGGAGAAGACAUGGUUUCCAUAGCCACGUUUUCCAAGACUGCUCCAGACCUAGAAUAUAGCAUUACAGUGCCAGUGCCUAAUGGUGCCCUAAAGGGCAAACCCAAAUAAUUGGGAUUCAGAAUCAGUUGCUGGAGGUGCUGGUACAGAAAGUGCCAGAGCACAUCCUAAUGGAAAAAUAAUGGGUAGGAAAAUAGGGGAAGGACGAGUUGGAAUAUUACAGCUGGGGGCAUAGGACAAAGAUGCAUUUCUUCUUCUUCCACGGUUUUACGGACAAGGAACUUUGAUAUUUUAGGGGCAAUUUGUUAUAACUAUUGGAGCUAAUUCCUUCCUGGGUAAUUAUUUUUUUAAUGAGCAUUUCCUAAGACAAAAUCAACCUUCAUGCUGGGGGGGG